GAGCACACUUUUUACGAUCGUAUCAAUAGCACCAAUUUUCUCGUUUCUUAACAUUCAAUUUUGAAGACAUGAAAACCAUCAUCUUUCCCGUUUUUAUCAAACUGAUAAAUCUGAAUGUCCUAUAUGACACUACGCAUCAAACUGUUAUUUUCACUCUAGGCUUCCUCCAGAUUUGAUAUAAGGAAGAAAGUAGAUAGAAUCGUACAAAUGCAGUCUCUGACUCCGCGUUUGGUACCAAGGUAACGAUAACAAAUGCAUAAAUCAAAGGCAAUGCAGCAAGCGCAUAAAGGAGAAAAAGGCUAACUCAUCAUCGUCAACACUUCGUUCCAAAAGGGAACGAGAAAAAGAGAAAGAGAGAGAGAGAGGGGGGGGGGAAGCGGUCAUGGGGACCUUUCCUAAGAUUUCUUUCACACGAGCACCCACACUCCAAUUCACACAGCGAUCAAGUGAGGCGAGCGAGCGAAGGUCCCUUCCGUUUACGUUACUCUUGAAGGUUGUCGAGUCUCAUUCAGGGUUUGAAGGCCCAACAGUGAAGUCAUGGAUGACGCUCAAUCCCUUCGAAUCACCAACGAUUCCACGGAGAACAUCUUCGCCCCCAUUUUCGCUUGGAGCGCACCCAAGGUCUUAGGCAUGACCCUCUACCUGUUGACCGAGACCCUGGGGAACACAUUACUGAUAGGGAUCAUCUGGUACGAAAAGUGCGGAUCCGAUCCGAGCACUCGGACCCUGAUCAAUAAGCUCACAUCAGCAUUCUGCACAAUGCUUCUGACUAUGAACCUCACGUUAACGAACUAUGUGGCCUACGUGCAUUUGACUGGUCCCAGUGGGGUUCGAUUGUGUUCCCUGUCGAUCUUUUGUUCCAAUUUCUUUUUGUGCCUUGGCCUGUUGUACUUGGACACUAUCAUUAUCUUGCGGUACAUGUACAUUUUCUGGUGGAAAAACGUGGGUGCCAUCAACGACCAAGCCUUCUCUCUGUUCUCAACUGUCAACAACAUUGUGAUCGCGUUCCUCAUUGGGAUCAUCUUGUACAUCCUGGGAUUCAAUCAAAACAUCAACUACUUCAUAUGCUCGGGCCAAGACCCAAGACAACCCAAUCUGGACGCGGUUUGGAUCAAAGUGUCGCCGUUGUUCUCAUUUGAUAUAUUCUGCCUCUUACCGGCUUUGAGUUGUGCCAUCCAUUUAUUCAUUUUUAUCAAGAUUUAUUUCUACAACCGAGCGGAAAAUGCGAAACGAAAGAUCCAAUUGAACAUUCUCAAUUCGCCCGAGCAGAAUCGGAACAUUUCGGAUUUGGCCACGAGCAUGUUGUCCAUGUGCUUAAUCUUUGUGAGUUCCAUUCCCAUGGCUCUAAUCAUAACCUACUUCAAACCGACCGAAUUGGGAGAUUCCACUUGGGGACAGUUGUGCGUGUUCCUGGCACAUUUCGGCAUUCAAUUCGUGACCUCUAUUCCAUUGAUGUUGAUCUACUACGCUCGAAAUGACGGCCUUCACUCGACGGUGUGGAGGAAGCUGUCCCGCGGGUUCGCCAGAUUGAACUGCGAUCCUAGCAGUCUGGAGAUGUCAGAAAAGUUGAGACGGUUCCAGAUCCUUCGAUCACGCGGGGAUCCAUCCCAAGAAGAAGAUAUUCCUCUGGAGCAGCUUUAAUGCUACGAUUAUGCUGUCUGUUUGUUCUGUAGUGACAUGUGUGUGUAUGUACAUGUACAUGAAUAUCAGGCCAAAAUAUAUCACGUGAAGCCUGCUCUUGAGCAAGCUGAGCAGGAACAGCACAAUGGGAUGGAUAACAGUGGACCUUUUUUUUUGCACAUCAAAGCGAGUUGUCAUCAGGGCAAGGAGCAGAACAAGGUUAGCUUUCAACGAGGCGUGUAACGCGAAGACACAACAAAGUCCAACUGACGACAAUUGACCCCAAGUACACUGAACAAAAUCGUGCUAAGAAGAUGCGCACAAUUUUCUGCGACUUGUGAUUAAACGUAUGAGAGUCAUCCACAAUUGGAAU
This is a messenger RNA of Tigriopus californicus, 1993 nucleotides long. RefSeq lists its product as uncharacterized. Lineage: Eukaryota; Metazoa; Arthropoda; Copepoda; Harpacticoida; Harpacticidae. The transcript is spliced from 2 exons. Bases 538 to 1641 code for a protein of 367 amino acids. The record is from RefSeq and is a predicted model, not a curated record.